This is a messenger RNA of Etheostoma spectabile (orangethroat darter), 2908 nucleotides long. Its product is annotated as NLR family CARD domain-containing protein 3-like. NCBI's taxonomy places the organism in Eukaryota, Metazoa, Chordata, Actinopteri, Perciformes, Percidae. Gene Ontology annotation, molecular function: protein binding. The record is from RefSeq and is a predicted model, not a curated record.
ACAUCCCGGUACCUUUGGGAUCGAACCUUUCUGCACCGAGGUGUCGAUGUACACAAUCCCUCGGAGGAAACCUAUCAGACGGGUUGUUCCAGUACCAAAGCCACCACGACACAUCUCAUAUUACCAACAACAGCUUCAGCCAAACCUCCAGGAUGAGUUUGGGUGUGCUCAGGAGGGGUGGACCCAGAACAAAGAUGGCCGACCUCUGGAUGACAUCUACACACAUCUGUACAUCAGAGCUACUGGUGACGUCCACAUCAACACACAGCAUGAGGUCAUGCAGCUUGAAGCGGUGAAGCCAGCCGAUACAGAGACAACCAUUACACCUUGUGACAUGUUCAAACACCCCUCUAUAGAAGACAAAGCCAUAAGGACAGUCCUGACCAAUGGAAUCGCAGGAAUUGGAAAAACCUUUCUAGUGAACAAGUUUGUGUUGGACUGGUGUAAAGGAGACCAUCAAGAUGUGCAUCUCAUUUUCCCCUUCACCUUCCGCCAGCUGAAUUUAAAGAAGGAGGAAAAGUGGUGUUUGGCAGAGCUCAUUCAUGAAUGUAUCUGGGGGACCCAGACAUCAAAGAAGAGUCUCAAUUACAUCUUUACAGCUCUGCAGUCAUCAGGAAACACCAACUUUGACAGGAGUGAAUUCAAACUUCUGUUUGUUCUGGACGGACUGGAUGAGAGCCGCCUUGAUCUGGACUGCUCCACCAAUAAAAACAGGGCAGUUAAAAUUGAUGUGACAGCGCCGACCUCAGUGGACGAGCUGCUGACGAACCUCAUCAAGAAACUGCUUCCCUCUGCUCGCAUCCGGAUAACCACACGACCUGCAGCAGCCAAUCAGAUCCAUUCUGAUUUUGUAGACAUGGUGACAGAGGUCAGAGGGUUCACUGACCCACAGAAGGAGGAGUACUUUAGAAAGAGAUUCACAGAUCAGGAGCGGGCCGACAGAAUCAUCUCCCACAUCCAGACAUCACGGAGCCUCCACAUCAUGUGCCACAUCCCAGUCUUCUGCUGGAUCACUGCUACAGUUCUGGAGGACGUGAUGAAGACCAGAGAGGGAGGAGAGCUGCCCAAGACCCUGACUGAGAUGUACGCAGAAUUCCUGGUGUUUCAGAUUCAUCAGACAAAAGAGAAGUAUGACCCAGAAGAGUGCAUUCAGUACAUUGAGUCAUUAGCAAAACUGGCUUACCAUCAGUUGGAAAAGGGCAACCCGAUCUUCUACGAGAAAGAUCUCAAAGAGAGUGGCAUUGACGUCAGUGGAGCCUCGGUGUGUUCAGGAGUGUUCACAGAGAUCUUCAAAGAGCAACGUGGGAAGAAGAAGGAUAAAAAAAAGAUGUUCAGCUUCAUCCAUCUGAGUGUUCAGGAGUUUCUGGCUGCUCUCCAUGUAGAGAGCGCAGUCAUUAACAGAAACGAGAACGUGAUGUUUGGGCAAACGAUCCUCAAAAAAGUGUGGGGUAUUUUCAGCAGUACAUCAAUGACAGAGGUCCACAGGUUUGCUAUCGACAAGGCCUUACAGAGUCCAAACGGACACCUGGACCUGUUCCUCCGCUUCCUCCUUGGUCUUUCUCUGGAGUCUAAUCAGAGUGUUCUGGAAGACCUGCUGAAACCAAAAGGAACUAGCCCAGAGACCAAUCAGGAAACAGUGGAGUACAUCAAGGAGAAGAUCAGUGAGAAUCUGUCUGCUGAGAGAAGCAUCAAUCUGUUCCACUGUCUGAAUGAACUGAAUGAUGGUUCUCUAGUGGAGGAGAUCCAACAGGCCCUGAGUUCAGGAAGUCUCUCCACAGAUAAACUGUCUCCUGCUCAGUGGUCAGCUCUGGGCUUCAUCUUACUGUCAUCAGGAAACGAUCUGGACGUGUUUGACCUGAUGAAAUACUCUGCUUCAGAGGAGGCUCUUCUGAGGCUUCUGCCAUUGGUCAAAGCCUCCAAAAAAGCUCUGCUGAGUAACUGUAACCUGUCAAAGAGAAGCUGUGAAGCUCUGUCUUCAGUUCUCCGCUCUGAGUCCUCUAGUCUGAGAGAGCUGGACCUGAGUAACAACAACCUGCAGGAUUCAGGAGUGAAGCUGCUCUCUGUUGGACUGGAGAGUCCACACUGUAAACUGGAGACACUCAGUCUGUCAGGCUGUCUGAUCACAGAGAGUGGCUGUACUUCUCUGGUCUCAGCUCUGAGCUCCAACCCCUCCCAUCUGAGAGUGCUUGACCUGAGCUACAAUCAUCCAGGAGACUGGGGGGUGAAGCAGCUGUCAGCUGGACUGAAGGAUCCGAACUGGAGACUGGACACUCUCAGGCUGGAACCUGGUGGAAAGCAGUGGCUGAAACCUGGUCUGAGGAAGUAUUCCUGUGAACUCUCCCUGGACCAGAACACGAUGAACAGGAAACUCAGACUGUCUGACAACAACAGGACGGUGACAUGUGUGAUUGAGGAUCAGCCGUAUCCUGAUCAUCCAGAGAGGUUUGAGUCCUGGUCUCAGCUGCUGUGUAGAGAUGGUCUGACUGGUCGCUGUUACUGGGAGGUCCAGACCAGAGGAGGGGUUGAGAUAUCCGUGAGUUACAGAGGAAUCAGCAGGAGAGGAGUCAUUGAGGACUGUGGGUUUGGAUUUAAUGAUCAGUCCUGGAGUCUGCUCUGCUCUGAUGAUGAUGGUCGUUUCUCUGUCCGUCACAAUAAGAGAGCAACAGUCUUCCCUGUCUCCUCCCCCCGUGUCUCUAACAGAGUAGCAGUGUAUGUGGACUGUCCUGCUGGCUCUCUGUCCUUCUACACAGUCUCCUCUGACUCACUGAUCCACCUCCACACCUUCAACACCUCAUUCACUGAACCUCUCUACCCUGGGUUUAGGUUUGGGUUUAUUUUAGGGUCAAGGAUAAGGUUAAUGUUUGAGUCCUCAGUGUCUCUGUGUUCUGUGUAGGGUCUAGGGAUAGAU